Molecule: messenger RNA, 2593 nt
Organism: Eublepharis macularius
Lineage: Eukaryota; Metazoa; Chordata; Lepidosauria; Squamata; Eublepharidae
Gene: SSX2IP
Product: SSX family member 2 interacting protein
Exons: 14
Coding region: 180-1943 (587 amino acids)
Source: RefSeq, a predicted model, not a curated record
AACGCAUGUACACGUGGAGGCUGGUGGUGGUGGGGGGUCGUAGAAGCACACGUGCUCUUUGAAGGGGUAGAAUAAAGUUCCCGUUUUAGGACAUGCUUACGUAGGAGGUUUAACCCACAGUGGCCCUCAUGCUUCUCUGCUGAAGCAGUCGAUCAGGUACUCUGGAUGCAUUUGUUGCUAUGGGAGAUUGGAACACUAUUGCAGUGCCAGCACAGUUACCAGAUAACAAUAUUCCUUGGUAUACCUCAGCCAAAAAGAUGUCCCCCUCAAGUUUAAGUAUACAUGUUCUAAGCUCACCACUGCCUUUGUCCGAAAGCACACACAGCUUUUCCAGUGCCUUCUGCACAGAUGAGAAUAUUGAACAGAGCCUCUCCUAUCUUAAUAUGGAGCUGACCACACUUGGAUUCCCUUCACUUUAUGCUGACUCCAAAGGUAAAGAGUUGCAUGUAGUAUCAGUUUUAAACUGUAUGAAUGAACUACUCCAGCUUCAGCGCCGGCAUCUUCGAACUCGGGAAGAAGCAGAAACUCAGCAUCUCAAACUGAGCAGUGACAUGGACCAUCUGCAGAACUGCUAUGCUAAACUAAAGGAACAACUGGAAACCUCUAGAAGAGAAACAGUUGGGCUUCAAGAAAGAGAUAGACAACUGCAGUGCAAGAAUAGAAAUUUGCACCUAUUACUCAAAAACGAAAAGGAUGAGGUGCAGAAGCUACAGAACAUAGUUGCAAGUCGAGCUACCCAGUACAAUCAUGAUAUGAAGAGAAAAGAGAGAGAAUACAACAAACUGAAAGAACGUUUUCACCAGCUGCUCAUGAACAAAAAAGAUAAAAAACUUGCUAUGGAUGUUCUAAACUAUGUUGGGAGAGUUGAUGGCAAGCGAGGUGGAUGGAGAACUGGAAAAACAGAAGCUAGGAACGAAGAAGAAAUGUACAAAGUUCUCCUAAAUGAGUACGAACAGCGGCAAAAACAGCUUCUUGUGGAAAAUGCUGAGCUCAAAAAGCUGCUGCAGCAAAUGAAGAAGGAGAUAAUCUCUCUCCUUCCACCACAGAAACAGAAACCUAAAGAGAAGGCUGAAGAUGGCAAUGGAACUGUAAAUGUCCUGUCGGACGUGGAGGAUGACUCUGGAGAAAUAAAUAAAGAGAACAUGUGGGAACUGUCUUGUGACACAGUGCGUGAACAGCUUGCUAAUAGCAUUCGAAAGCAGUGGAGAAUGUUGAAAAACCAUGUGGAAAAGCUUGACAAUCAAGCAUUGCAUGUGCACUCUAGAACACUGAACAACAGUGAUACAAUCUCAAGAGAAGACCAUGAACUUGAAGUUGAAAGGCUACAGUUGGAAAUUCAGCAGUGCAAAGAAAUGGUCAAAACUCAACAGCAACUCCUACAGCAACAGCUAACUUCUCCAUCUGACGAUGAUACCAGCCUGUUGCUAAAGGACUGUUACUUGCUAGAGGAAAAAGAGCGAUUGAAGGAGGAAUGGAAACUAUUCAAAGAACAAAAGAAGAACUUCGAGAAAGAGCGCAAAAGUUUUACAGAAGCUGCUAUUAGAUUAGGACUUGAGAGGAAAGCUUUUGAGGAAGACCGUGGAACUUGGCUGAAGCAACAGUUCUUAAAUAUGACUUCUGAGCCCUAUAAGUUUGAACAUGUGAAACUUCAAAGUGCCUUAUCAGGAAGUUCUGACUCUGAUAGUCCAUUGACAAAUUUCAGGUCUUGCCAAAAGAAAUCUAACAACUUGUUCUCUGAUAUUUGUCAGACUCAGCAUGAACUUGCAAAAAGUUCAAGCACUCUUCUGGAUAAAACAUCUACAUACCGAAAACCAAGCCAAGUUAAAAGGGAGAAGCAGCAAAAGAUACUGCCCAGUGGCCCUGUUGCCUCGGACGACACAUACAGUUUACAUAUGUGGUUACCAGCAAACUCAUGCACAGAACAUCUUGAUAACUUGCCUUAGAUUUUUAGUCUAGUGCUCUUUGUUAAGCAUACGUGUCCAUCAACUUUCUGACUUUGUUUGGUGAAACAGGGUGUUAUGAGUGGACUUGCUCAGUGAUAGCAGUUGUGGUAUAUGUGUGGCUUUUUUAGCCCCCUCCCAAUCUUUCUAAUCUGUACCUUUUUGAAAGGCCAUUAAAAUCUUUGGAAAUGUGUUAGGUUUGAAAUAGAAGUCUUGGUUCUUUGACAGAAUGUAUGGGGAUCUUCUGGUAAUGAAAUACUGUAGCCUUUUGUAUUUUUUACUUUAGGCAAAAGUAGCACUUUUAACACUAGUUCAUGGUGAACAGUUCACUUAGGUGAACAUGAGCAAUUGAAACUUUUUUCCUUCACUUGAAUGUACAGAAUAUGGUAGAAAAUUAACAUGACAGGUUCUGUAUUUGUUGUGUGAUUUGUGUGUUCAGAUUACCUCUUUCAUAACUGUUAAACAAAUGGCAAAUCUUAAGUUGUGAUUAGAUGAAAGAGAAAUGAUUAUGUGACAAUGCCAUGAAAUAAAAUGCACAGAUCCCAAAAAAUCAUAGUAUUUUACAUGCCAAAUGUAAAUGAAUUAUUUUUAUUGUGAUGCUAUAUUUACAGGAGAAUUUUUCUUUAAAAGAAUUACUCUAGUCAAGAAUAAAA